This is a messenger RNA of Helianthus annuus (common sunflower), 1290 nucleotides long. RefSeq names its product early nodulin-75-like. The coding region runs from base 1 to 1290 and encodes 429 amino acids. NCBI's taxonomy places the organism in Eukaryota, Viridiplantae, Streptophyta, Magnoliopsida, Asterales, Asteraceae. The record is from RefSeq and is a predicted model, not a curated record. The transcript is spliced from 2 exons.
AUGGUUUCAUCCUCAGACACAGGAGUAUCGAACACCUUGGAUCCUAUGGCAGUCGUGUCAGAUGACGAGAUUCCGUCAGAGCGAGAGGUCUACACAUCAGACACCACCAGCACUGUUGACGGCGAUUUUCAGCCCUUCGCGCUGCCAGAUGUCAGAGUUGAGCCUGCUGAUGGCAUUCCUGCGGGGGAUUUACCUCUUGCGGUGAUCCCUGCUCCUAUACCGCUUGCUGCUUUUCCAGUAGUAGAUAUGCCCCUCGAUGUCGCAACUGACGACGACAUUGAUCUAUUCGAGGAGGAUCCGCCUGAGGCUGACCAUGAGGGCGGGGCCCCUAUUGUUGCUGACGUUAUUCUUCCCAUUGCUGAGGCCCCUGUAGAGGAGCUUCCUGUUGGUUCACCUGUCCCAGAUUCAUUUGAGUCUGUGGCGUCUGCGUCUCUGCACGACCAGGGAGUGCAGCAUCACUCAUCUGACGCCGACCCCGACAUGGCGUUAUCAGCUGCACCUGCUCCCGCACACGAGUUCGAUUUUGACCACGAGGUCGAUGAUGAUUUGGAUCCAGUCUUUCCCCCUGACUUCGAUCCUGACCAAGAGAUCGAGUUCAUUCACUUGGACCAGCCCCUAGAGGCGCCCGUAGCUCCUAUUGAUCCUUUGUUUGACAUUCCUGCUGAUUUUGACAUGGAUCUUGUUGAUCCUGAGCCGGUCAUGGCCCCUGAGCCUAUUGUUGCUCCUGAUCCUACACUAGAGCAUGACCCUGUUCAUGAUGAUGCACCAGCUUUUGUACCACCCAUUACUGACCCACCAGUUGUUGCUCCACCGUUGGUGGAUGACCCUGUUGUUGAUGCGUCGUUACCUGAUCACGUGCCGGUAUUGUUUGACCGUGCACCUUUUACUGCUCAUAUAGAUCCACGAUAUGCCGACACCCACAACGGGUGGAUCGAUGAUGAUGACGAUUACCCACCGUAUGUGCUGCUUGUCACUCCCCCAGUAGCACCUGACAUACCGCCGCCUCGUCCUGGAGAGGGGUCAUCGAGGCAGCCGCCUGUUUCUGCUCCACCCAUGUUUUCAUCACCUUUUCCAUUCAUAUCUCAGUUCCCUCAUGUUGCACCACCUACUGCACCAUCUUUCAUGCCAUCAAGCGAGCCAUUUCUAUGGACUACACCCCUUAUCAUGCCAUUGUCUGAUCCGUACCACCCGUACCAUGUUGGGUACUCUACGGAGGACAUACUUACAUCCUUGAUGAUACAGCAGGAUGCAUUGACACGUCAUAUUCAGGAGUUGGAGAGAGCUCCAUGA